GACUCGAUGUUAGCGUGCAUUCCAAUGGUGCUUGCUGCUUUCAUGCUUUCGGGCGAGGAUUCGUUUUGAUCAUUUAAGGGGACCUAGAAGAGAGGAUGGCGGAAGAGGGGAGUAGCACUGAGACAGAGCGGAGCAGUCUGCUGACCUGGGAUCAGGUGAGCCGCCUGAACGAGGUGCUGACGGAGGCGGUGCCGGUGCACGGGCGCGGGAACUUCCCCACGCUGCAGGUGCGGCUGAAGGACAUCGUGCGGAAGGUGCGGGACCGGCUGGAGGCGCGGGGUAUAGGCGUGCGGGAUGUACGUCUCAACGGCUCCACCGCCAGCCACGUGCUGGUGGAGGACAACGGCUGGAGCUACAAGGACCUGGACGUCAUCUUCCGGGUGGGGCUCCCGCGGGAGGCCGACUUCCAGCUGGUCAAGGAGGUGGUGCUGGGCACCCUGCUGGACUUCCUGCCCGGCGGGGUCAACACGGAGAAGAUCACACCGGCGACGCUCAAGGAGGCCUACGUGCAGAAGCUGGUGAAGGUGUCCACCGAGCCGGACCGCUGGAGCCUGAUCUCGCUGUCCAACAACGACGGGCGCAACGUGGAGCUCAAGUUCGUCGACUCCAUCCGCCGGCAGUUCGAGUUCAGCGUGGACUCCUUCCACAUCGUCCUGGACCCCGUGCUCUCGCACUACGAGACCGCCGGCGACGCCAUGACGGAGCUCUCCCACCCGGCCGUGGUGGGCGAGAGCGUCUACGGCGACUUCGGCGCCGCGCUCGAGCACCUGCGCAACAAGGUGAUCGCCACCCGCCGGCCGGAGGAGAUCCGCGGCGGCGGUCUGCUCAAGUACUGCAACCUGCUGGUGCGCGGAUUCCGGCCCGGCGACGGCGACGGCUUCCGCGGCCUGGAGCGCUACAUGUGCUCCCGCUUCUUCAUCGACUUCCCGGACAUCGGCGAGCAGCAGCGCAAGCUAGACUCCUACCUGCAGAGCCACUUCGCCGGCGAGGACCAGCGCAAAUACGACUACCUCAUGGUUCUGCGGCGCGUGGUGAACGAGAGCACCGUCUGCCUGAUGGGCCACGAGCGGCGGCAGACGCUCAGCCUCAUCUCGCUCACCGCCUUCCGCGUGCUGGCCGAGCAGAACGCCAUCCCCGACGCCUCCAGCGUCACCUGCUACUACCAGCCCGCGCCCUACGUCCGCGACAUGAACUUCAGCAACUACUACAUCGCCUCCUGCAGCCAGCCCAUUCCCACAUGGCUGCCGUGCAACUGA
Messenger RNA from Megalops cyprinoides (Indo-Pacific tarpon), 1256 nucleotides. RefSeq names its product terminal nucleotidyltransferase 5C-like. The coding region runs from base 96 to 1256 and encodes 386 amino acids. The transcript is spliced from 2 exons. Gene Ontology annotation, biological process: mRNA stabilization. The record is from RefSeq and is a predicted model, not a curated record. Lineage: Eukaryota; Metazoa; Chordata; Actinopteri; Elopiformes; Megalopidae. Gene Ontology annotation, molecular function: RNA binding; poly(A) RNA polymerase activity.